Messenger RNA from Naegleria gruberi, 603 nucleotides. RefSeq lists its product as uncharacterized. The coding region runs from base 1 to 603 and encodes 200 amino acids. NCBI's taxonomy places the organism in Eukaryota, Heterolobosea, Eutetramitea, Acrasida, Naegleriidae. The transcript has 2 exons. The record is from RefSeq and is a predicted model, not a curated record.
AUGAGCAGUACGAACCCUCUCGCCACUCUCUCAUCAAUCAAUGACAAAAUAACAGAUAAACACAAGAAGAUAUUCCACCUGGUGACGAGCAUAAUUAUUUCAGCAUUUUCACUAUUCUUGUUUUUCUACCAUUUCACCGUGGGUGUUAUUUGGUUUUCAAACUUAAUGGUUGGUUAUGGAAUGUCUGAUGUUCUAAUGUUUGGAUUAAAUUUCCUGACACUAUCUUAUGGAGUUACAGGAAUUGUUGGUGUAGUUCAUCAGACUGUGGAUGAUAGCAAUAGAAAGGCCUUGUUACAGUAUAAUGUAUGUGGAUGUAUGAUAGGAUUACCAUUCCUUAGUAUUUGUUUCUUCUUCAUUGCUUUAACAGAAUAUGGAUACUCUGUUAUUAAUAAUACUUCUAGAUUAACCAUGUUCAGGGCAAUUACUCCUGGUUUGAACUAUGCUCACACAACUCUCGCCUUGAUUUUGUCAGUCUUUAUUGCCAUCUUGGCAAUAGUUAGUUCAAUAAGUGGCUUCAUGUACUAUCAAGUGAUAACCAAGCCAAAACCAACUCCACAACAGCAACCUUCCUAUCCUUCUUCAGUAGUUGUUAUUCAACAAUAA